CCCGUUGUCCCUCGCGGCGGUCACAUGAACGGGGCGGGCGGAAGAUGGCGGAGCCGCCCGGCGCCGCGGCCGAGGACUCGUGGGGGAAGGUGGACGCAGCGUACGGCGACAAUGGCCUGGACUCGGCGCUCUUCAUGGAGAACGCCCGGAAAAGCAGCAUCGUGUCCCGGGCCAACAGCAUCGGCUCCACCAGCGCCUCCUCCGUCCCCAACACAGACGAUGAGGACAGCGAUUACCACCAGGAGUCCUACAAGGAGUCGUACAAGGACCGGCGCAGGCGGGCGCACACGCAGGCAGAACAGAAGAGGCGAGAUGCCAUCAAGAAAGGCUACGAUGACCUGCAGGCCAUCGUUCCCACCUGCGAGCAGCAGGAUUUCUCCAUAGGCUCCCAGAAGCUGAGCAAGGCCAUUGUUCUCCAGAAAACCAUUGACUACAUCCAGUUCCUGCACAAGGAAAAGAAGAAGCAAGAGGAGGAAGUUUCUACCCUCAGGAAAGACGUGAUGGCCUUGAAGAUCAUGAAAGCGAACUACGAGCAGAUUGUGAAAGCUCAUCAGGACAACCCGAACGAGGGGAAGAACCAGGUCUCCGACGAGGUGAAGUUCAAUGUGUUCCAAGGCAUUAUGGAUUCCCUGUUCCAGUCCUUUAACGCCUCCAUCUCGGUGACAAGUUUCCAGGAGCUCUCGGCAUGUGUCUUCAGCUGGAUUGAGGAGCACUGCAAGCCCCAGAUGCUGCAGGACAUCGUGAUCGGGGUCCUGCACCAGCUCAAGAGUCAGCUCUAUUGACCUCCUGCAGCGCCCUGGCCCCGGAGCUGCCACCUCCCGCCCAGGGGCCGCGGUGAUGGGCGCCAGCAGGAGCUGGGCCAGCCCCUCCGGCUGCUUUUAAAGCUUCUCUGGAUUAUUUAUUGUAUUAACUACAAACCCAACCCGAGCACAGUUGAGAUCACCAAAUAGUUGUAGGGACUUAGCAAAAGGGGGGUAAGUUAAGUGUGGAUGGAGCCGAGGUGCCCCCCCUGUAUCUGCCCCCAGGUUCCCAGCUCAGGCAGUUGUGGGGUUUGCCUGGGCCACCAGUGCAGCAGCUCUGGCCCCUCAGGCCUCUGCCACAACCCCUCUGCUCCCAGGGACGGGGAAAUGAGACAAGAACAUGUGAAAAGCUGUUGGUUUCUGUUAAAGAGGCUUCUCCCCUUCUCGGGGCUUUCUCGUGCCCCCUCUGAAGCAGCCGCUAUGGGGCAGGGGUUGUAUGUUGUGGAGUUGCAUCUGGCUUCUUUCUGGCUUCGCGUUUUGAUGUGGCCACACUCAGCAGGAAAGCAGGUGAGUAGCUGGAGGCAGUCGCUCACUGCUGCUCCUUCCAUCCCCACACCACAACCAGCCUGCGUUUGGUUUGAUGAAUCCGUGCAAACACCCUGAAGCGUUCCCAGCGUCACUUUGCAGCCACACUCUGACACUCUCGAACCUGCCCCACGCUGCUGCUGUCAGGGGGGUCGUGGCUCUGGCCACACAAAGGCCUCGUGUGGAGGAGCUGCUGGUGGUUGGUCACCCCCUGGGGGCUCCUCCGGUGGGGUCUGUGCUCUGUGACCAUGUUUUGCUCCCACUCCAGGCUGGUGGGUGUUGAUUUCACGCUGGGUGUCCAUGGGGUGAUGCUCGGCUCCAUGGUUUCAAUGCAUGGGAAUGUUUCAGUUACAGCUUCUACCCCAGGCAGUGGUGGAGAAUGGGGGUCGGGGGGUGAUUUUGAUACAGAAUCACUCUUCAACCCCUGCCUUUGGGGCAGUGCACCCCAAGGGCAGCCCCCAGGUCAAGCCCUGCAGUGCUGCUCAUCACCCCGAGCACAGGGGCAGCCCCCGCUGCUGGGUGUGGAAGCAAACUCGGGGUGCACAGGUUGGGGCUCGGGGGCUGGACAUGGGGCAUGGACAGAACCCCUGGAUUUGCUCCUGCUGCAGGAGGAGGACGUGGAGUUUCACAGACCUCACCUGUGAAAUCACCUAUUUUUUCUAUUGUGAAAAGUAAUUAAGUAAAUUUUGCUGAAUGUUUUAAUGA
This is a messenger RNA of Strigops habroptila (Kakapo), 2030 nucleotides long. It is a transcript of the gene MLX, whose product is annotated as MAX dimerization protein MLX. Lineage: Eukaryota; Metazoa; Chordata; Aves; Psittaciformes; Psittacidae. The coding region runs from base 45 to 782 and encodes 245 amino acids. The transcript is spliced from 8 exons. Gene Ontology annotation, cellular component: nucleus. Gene Ontology annotation, biological process: regulation of transcription by RNA polymerase II. Gene Ontology annotation, molecular function: protein dimerization activity; RNA polymerase II cis-regulatory region sequence-specific DNA binding; DNA-binding transcription factor activity, RNA polymerase II-specific. The record is from RefSeq and is a predicted model, not a curated record.